AAAUCGUUAUUGUUCUAUUCAUAAUCAGCAUCACUUGUACAGAAGACAACAAUCUUCGUUGUUUGUUCGACAUCGUUAGGAAGGUCUCUUCGUGUGCAGUUCAGUGGCUUGCAAGUGCUGUUUUUUGUUUCUUUUUUCUUGUUGGAGAGUUGCUGAGGAAUUUGAGAGCGAGUCAUUAUGGACGAAUCAGCGAUGUACAUCACCAGCAGAGCGUUCAAGAACGGCGAACGCAUUCCGCCGCAGUACACACAAGAUGGGCAGGGAGCCAGGAGCAACAUUUCUCCGCCGCUGGAGUGGUACAAUAUUCCGGACGAGACGGUGUGCUUGGUGCUCAUCGUGGAGGACCCUGCACCGCAGAUGGAGAGGAGUCCCCGCAGCUUUUGCCACUGGGUAGUGCUCAACAUUCCGCCCACUCUUAAAGGGUUACCAGAACAUUUCACCACCAAAGAGCAUGACGAUGACAGGGAUGAGCUGACUCAGAUCCGGGAAGGCAUCAACGAUUUCAAAGUUCCUAGUUACUUCGGUCCCAAGCCACCUGUGGGAGAGCACAACUACGAGUUCCGGCUCUAUGCUCUUGAUGCGUAUCCUAAGGUCCCUAAGAAGCCGAAUGUAGACAGGCUCAAGGAGGCUAUGGAGGGCCACAUUCUAAAGGAAGCUGUGUUAACGGGUCAUUACAGCAAGGAUCAGUAUGGCACCGGAAACGAAAAGGGAUAUUAUCCCAGUGGAGUGCCGCAGUUGUCUGGACCGGGGCGUGCUCAGCUGAAGUCCCAGCACAAUAACACUAGAGUCGCAACAGUUGCACACCAGUAAUCUGGUUUCAAUGCUGUGUGAUUCGAAGCAGCACGCCAUAAUCUUCGAUGCCCUCAGCAUGAAAUCAAUGGAUUGUUUCUCGAAGUAUUGAAUCUGAGCGUGGGAUAUCGAACAUCUCUGAGGAUUAGUGUCUGCUGCAUGACAUCUCUUGUUUAUAAAACUGUACAGGGAGACUAGAAAGGAUUAUGUAACAACUCUGAUGAGGAAUUCCACUGUGAUUUCUUCAAUCUGGCCAUCUUCACGAAAGUUUUGUUUUGUGCGGCCUCAGUUCCAAGGUGCCCCAUUUCGUGAAUUGUUCACUGAUCUCUGGUGGUUUUGGGACUUAAAAGACAAAAUCUCCAGUUAACAGAAUAGCUUUCUCUUUAAUGACAUUUCGGUAA
Molecule: messenger RNA, 1190 nt
Organism: Physcomitrium patens
Lineage: Eukaryota; Viridiplantae; Streptophyta; Bryopsida; Funariales; Funariaceae
Source: RefSeq, a predicted model, not a curated record